Hemicordylus capensis (graceful crag lizard) is the source of this 2859-nucleotide messenger RNA. RefSeq names its product DnaJ heat shock protein family (Hsp40) member B4 (gene DNAJB4). The record is from RefSeq and is a predicted model, not a curated record. Lineage: Eukaryota; Metazoa; Chordata; Lepidosauria; Squamata; Cordylidae. Gene Ontology annotation, molecular function: protein-folding chaperone binding. The transcript has 5 exons. The coding region runs from base 394 to 1413 and encodes 339 amino acids. Gene Ontology annotation, cellular component: cytosol.
GUUAUUUUGACGUCUCUUCAUCAGUCUCUCUGCCUCUGGACAAUGAUUUGUGGGAGUUGCCGUCGUCGCUUCUGAAAGACGCUGUUGCCACGGCAUUAGCCUCUCAGCUUGCGAGUGGCCAGAGUAGUGCAGAUGACUUCCUUUGCAAAAGGCACACCAGAAUCCCAGCUGACCAAAAACACCCUGAAGAGAGAACAUGUAGCCAGACUUCCUGUUAAGAGUUGUAUGGACUGUUUCUUGGGAGAACAAAGGAACACCAGUGUAAUAAAUCUCAAGUUCACUGACUUCUUUAGCCUUUAACGGUAACAAAUGUGAGCUAAUUGGAAGCUGCACCACAUUGUUGAGACACGGGACGCUUGUCUAUCCGGGAAAGCAAACUUUUAAACAUUCAAAAUGGGAAAGGAUUAUUAUUCUGUUCUUGGAAUUGAAAAAGCGGCAUCUGAUGAAGACGUCAAGAAGGCUUACCGAAAGCAAGCCCUUAAAUGGCAUCCAGAUAAGAACAAAUCUCCUCAUGCAGAAGACAAAUUCAAAGAGAUUGCAGAAGCCUACGAGGUCCUCAGUGAUCCCAAAAAGAGAGAAAUCUAUGAUCAAUUUGGAGAGGAAGGACUGAAAGGAGGAGCUGGAGGAUCAGAUGGGCAAGGUGGCACAUUCCGGUACUCUUUCCAUGGAGACCCACAUGCCACAUUUGCAGCAUUCUUUGGUGGUGCAAAUCCUUUUGAAAUCUUCUUUGGAAGAAGGAUGCCUGGUGGUAGGGACACUGAAGACAUGGAAGUGGAUGGAGAUCCGUUUGGUUCCUUUACUACUUUUAGUAUGAAUGGAUUUCCAAGAGAGAGAAACACUCUUGGUAGCCAACAACGUCGUAAACAAGAUCCUCCUGUUGUUCAUGAACUCAAGGUAUCCUUGGAAGAGAUUUAUCAUGGCUGUACAAAAAGAAUGAGGAUUUCCCGAAAAAGGCUCAACCCAGAUGGAAGAAGUGUCAGAACAGAGGACAAAAUCCUUACCAUUGAUAUCAAGAGAGGAUGGAAAGAGGGUACCAAAAUUACAUUCCCAAAAGAGGGUGAUGAAACGCCUAACACCAUCCCAGCAGAUAUUGUGUUUGUUAUUAAAGAUAAAAUUCAUCCUCACUUCAAGAGGGAUGGGUCAAAUAUUGUCUACCCUGUUAAGAUCAGCUUAAGGGAGGCUUUAUGUGGCACCUCAAUUAAUGUACCAACAAUAGAAGGUCGAACCAUACCUAUGACAGUAAAUGAAGUUGUAAAGCCUGGAAUGAGGAGAAGAAUUAUUGGAUAUGGCUUACCUUUCCCAAAAAAUCCUGACCAACGAGGUGACUUAAUUAUAGAAUUUGAAGUCCUCUUCCCAGACAGUAUAGCUCCAGCAUCAAAAGAAGUACUCAGGAGAAAUCUUCCCGUUUCUUAAGGAAAUUACUUUCAUGAACUGUUCCAAGAGGACAAUUGGAAUUGAAAAAUUUGAAAAUGUGCAGGUUUAUGCUGUAAAAGUGCAAUAUCUAACUGUGGAACUUUCUUCUUUGUGUGUGAAUGGGGGUGGGAUUAUGCAGUGCUGCAUGAGAAUAGAAGAGAAAUACAAAGGACUUGCAGUCUAGUAUUAAGCUAAAACCACUUGCUGUGUAUUGGAUCUUCCUUUUCAAAUUUUUAUCCUGUAUUUUGCUUACAUGUAAAAUGUAAUGGAAGGGAGGGAAAGUGCAUAUUUCUGAUGAAGUGCUUGAGUUUCAAAACACUUUGUUCCAGAUGUUGGUUUAUCAUCUAUGUGAAGUAUUAUUAUAUUGCACUAUCAGUAUUCAUAAUACAAUUCUAUGUAAUUUUUUUUUUUUGCAAUAUUCAUGUUGUGUGUGCAAUAUUCAUCUUGCUCUGUUUACAUUUCUCAAAGCAGAAGGCAGGAAAUAUCGCUUGAAAUGUUCAUGAGCCCAAAGAAGUAGCAGCUUUCCUGUACUGUUGUAGAUGUUGAUGGAUUCCUUUUUUUGCUCAGUACUCUACUAAUGAGCAUGCUGAGGUUCAAUAUUUCAAGAUGCACCCUUCUUGGCCUAGCAGAUUUCCUGACAAAACACCUCUGAGAAGAACAGUUGCUUUAAUAUCUCUUACAGCAUUCCCGCUUGAUAUAGUUGACAGAAAAAGGAUCAUUUGAACAGUUGUCUCAGGAUAAUUGGCCUACACUGAGUAUAUGAAACACAAUAUCAGUCUUUUACAGGUUGAUCCCUCCUGCAAAAGCCCAUUGCAACUGAAGAAUCUGAAAGCCUGACAUGAAUUAUCUGAGGGAGAGAAAGCAGUAUUCUAGUUUUCUAAAAAUCUCUACAGGGCUUGCAACCUUUCGGAUGGCAAAAUAAGAUUACUAAAUUUGCUUUCAGCAUUUGUCUUGAAACAUGCUGCAGUGUGUUAACGUUUGUGAUUCCUCUUCUGUUUGUUUAUAAGAAAGUAUUUGAUUUCAUUUUACAUUUGAAUGUGCUAGAUAGCUGCACUGUUAGCCACAAGGUGAUAAACAGUUUUAUAUGGUUCUAUGGGGAAAAAAUUUCUACAUGGAAUGAGAAAAAAAUUCUUGUUUUCUAAAAAGGAGAAAAAAUUCUGUUUUCUAAGCACUGGCAUGUUUAAAAUCCAAAGUAAUCCUCUAUUUAAAAGCCCAUCUAGAAAUCAGAUAAGUAAAUUGACAACUUUUCAUAAGAUUCAAUGAAUGGGUAUAAACUAAUACGUACAGCCCAGAGCUGAAAAGGACCUUAGAACUCUGGUCCAUGACAUGAGAAGUAAGAGAGAAGAUUGCUGCUUACUCCUUAUGGAUAUUGUUGAUGCACUUAAAUAUCCUUUAUAGUCUCUAUUGCAUUUCAUAUGUUUUUUAAUUAAAUUUUUUUGUUUCUAA